Hansenula anomala is the source of this 1648-nucleotide messenger RNA. RefSeq names its product homocitrate synthase. Gene Ontology annotation, cellular component: mitochondrion. The transcript has 2 exons. The record is from RefSeq and is a predicted model, not a curated record. Lineage: Eukaryota; Fungi; Ascomycota; Saccharomycetes; Phaffomycetales; Wickerhamomycetaceae. Gene Ontology annotation, molecular function: homocitrate synthase activity. The coding region runs from base 1 to 1332 and encodes 443 amino acids.
AUGGCUACUCAAAACGAAACUUUUAAAAAAGUGAGUGAGGAAAAAAGAAAUCCAGUUCAACAGAAUCCUUAUGGUCCAAAUCCAGCAGAUUUCUUAUCAAAUGUCUCAAAUUUCCAAUUGAUUGAAUCUACUUUAAGAGAAGGUGAACAAUUUGCCAAUGCUUUUUUCAGUACUGAAAAAAAAAUCGAAAUUGCUAAAGCUUUAGAUGAUUUUGGUGUUGAUUACAUUGAAUUAACUUCCCCAGUUGCUUCUGAACAAUCAAGAGCUGAUUGUGAAGCUAUUUGUAAAUUAGGUUUGAAAGCUAAAAUCUUGACACAUAUUAGAUGUCAUAUGGAUGAUGCUAAAGUUGCUGUUGAAACCGGUGUUGAUGGUGUUGAUGUUGUUAUUGGUACCUCUCAAUUCUUGAGACAAUAUUCACAUGGUAAAGAUAUGAACUACAUUGCUAAAUCUGCCAUUGAAGUUAUUGAAUUUGUUAAAUCAAAAGGUAUUGAAAUUAGAUUUUCUUCAGAAGAUUCUUUCAGAUCAGAUAUUGUUGAUCUUUUGAAUAUUUAUAGAACUGUUGACAAAAUUGGUGUUAACAGAGUCGGUAUUGCUGAUACUGUUGGUUGUGCUAACCCAAGACAAGUUUACGAUUUAGUUCGUACAUUAAAAUCAGUCGUUCAUUGUGAUAUUGAAUGUCAUUUCCAUAACGAUACUGGUUGUGCUAUUGCUAAUGCUUACACUGCUUUAGAAGGUGGUGCUAGAUUAAUCGAUGUCUCAGUGUUGGGUAUUGGUGAACGUAAUGGUAUUACUCCAUUGGGUGGUUUAAUGGCUAGAAUGAUUGCUGCUGAUCGUGAUUAUGUCUUAUCCAAAUAUAAAUUACACAAAUUACGUGAUUUGGAAAACUUGGUUGCCGAUGCUGUUCAAGUUAACAUUCCAUUCAACAACCCAAUUACCGGUUUCUGUGCUUUCACUCACAAAGCUGGUAUCCAUGCUAAAGCUAUCUUGGCUAACCCAUCUACUUAUGAAAUCUUGAGUCCUGCUGAUUUCGGUCUUUCAAGAUAUAUUCAUUUUGCUAACAGAUUAACUGGUUGGAAUGCUAUCAAAUCAAGAGUUGAUCAAUUGAAUUUGAAUUUAACUGAUGAUCAAGUUAAAGAUGUUACACAAAAAAUUAAAAAAUUGGGUGAUGUUCGUCAAUUGAGUAUUGAUGAUGUUGAUUCCAUCAUUAGAGAUUUCCAUGCUGAAAUCGCAACCCCAAUCAUUGCUCCAAAAGGUGAAGCUGCUGGUGCCGUUGAUGAAGAAAUUGCCAUCACUGAAGAACCAGAAGCUAAAAGACAAAAAACUGAAAAUUAAGCCUGUCUAAAAUGAAGCAAUUACUAUUUUGCGAAUCAAGGCAUAUUAGAGGAAGGCAUUUUAUUUCAUUUUGAGACACGUUCUAUAAGUUUUUUUUUGUUUUUGUUUCCUGGGGUCAUUUUUAUAUUAGUAUUUUCUAUUUAAAACACUUUGAAAAAAAAAGUUUGGGUAUUUAUAAUGAUCUAUUCAUACUUUUGGAUAUGAUUGUUGAAUAAAAUUAUUGAAUUUAUUGGUUUAUUUAAACUAAUUGCUUGUAGAUGUUAUUGGUCUGUCACUUUUCUACGGGUUUCUACAAACUUCAGAAAAAUACAAUUUC